CCGGAGCGUUUCGCCGUUCUUGUCGCUUCCAAGUUCUGAGUUAUCUCGUUCUACAGUUUCCGUGGGCCCUGGGUUUGCGGUCUUUGUGGAUGGUCGAAACUGCUGCCGGGGAAGCCAUCAUGGAAAACUUGCGCAAGUACUACACCGUAAUAUACGCUCAGUGUUUCUCCCCCUGCAACAAGUACCUCGUGGCGGCCAGCAACUACGGGGAGAUCGCGAUCUUCGUCGCUUCCAACUUCUUGUCAACCGCCUACGGCAACGAUGACGAAGAGAGCUCAUCUUCGAGGGAACCGUUCUUCAAGUUCACCGCGCACUCCGGCAGCAUCUUCGCGCUGGUCACAUGCGAUGACUUUCUCAUCAGCGGCGGGAGCGGUGAGAUCUUCGCAUGGAACUGGGACAAGCUGAAACGAAGGACCGCCGAGAAGUCCUGGGCUCUCAGCAUCCCUCAGGGCGAGAGCAUCGUCCAACCCGAAGUGAACGCCCUGGUUCUUUCGGGCAAGGACUCGGACCAGAGGAUACUGAUCGCCGGCUGCGGGGACAACAAGGUCUACGUGUGGGACGUCGAGACGAGGACGCUGCUGUCGACGCUGUCGCGACACACCGACUACGUCCACGACCUCGCGCUGGCGUCCAACAACACGCAGCUCUACUCGGCGGGUGAGGACGGCUCCGUCCUGUGCUGGGACGUGCGGAGCCUUCAGCGCGAAGUGUUCCACAUCGAACCCUUCAAGCAGGAAGAGUUGCAGCGUCCGCGGUUCGGCAAGUGGAUCGGUUGCGUAGCCCUCGAAGCUGGCGACGAGUGGUUGCUGUGCGGAGGCGGCCCCAACCUUUGCCUUUGGCACGUCCCCACGUCCUCUCCAGCGACGCCGCUCGUGGAGCUUGCGAGGCCCGCAAACGUCGCCCACUUUUACGAGGACAUGAUUGUCGCCGGAGGCGGGGAGCCGAACCUCUACCAUUGGGACUUCAGCGGCCAGCUCAAGGCCAAGAUCGACACGUCGGCGUCUAGCCUGUACAGCGUCGUCUUUCAGCUCAACCCGCCGCACAAGGGACUCUGCGCUGCCGGUUCGAGUUACAAGAUCGAAGUGUGCACAAACUUCCUCUACAGGGACUUCUCGUUGCACUUUUGAAGUGAACCUUUUUGCUGCCUCAUCACAUUCUCGUGACGUCAUCAUUAAAUGCCCCCUCAUUGUCAGA
This is a messenger RNA of Rhipicephalus sanguineus (brown dog tick), 1194 nucleotides long. RefSeq names its product THO complex subunit 6 homolog (gene thoc6). Lineage: Eukaryota; Metazoa; Arthropoda; Arachnida; Ixodida; Ixodidae. Gene Ontology annotation, molecular function: protein binding. The transcript has a single exon. Bases 90 to 1127 code for a protein of 345 amino acids. Gene Ontology annotation, biological process: mRNA export from nucleus. Gene Ontology annotation, cellular component: transcription export complex; THO complex. The record is from RefSeq and is a predicted model, not a curated record.